Molecule: messenger RNA, 2472 nt
Organism: Rodentolepis nana
Lineage: Eukaryota; Metazoa; Platyhelminthes; Cestoda; Cyclophyllidea; Hymenolepididae
Source: the annotation of a GenBank genome assembly
AUGAUGCAAGGCAUAUUUGAAGACCAAAAUAAAGCUGAUUCUGGUUACAAAUCAGACCACACUCGACUUUUCUGCGACCCUCCAUCCAACCCAGGUGACGCCGGUCGACAGAAUCUUAUAACUCCACCUUUACCUCCGCCAAUCGUUUUUGACUAUGAGAAGAAUUCUUUGCCGCCGCAAAAAUUAUCACGAACAUCUUUACCAGAAUCUCCUACUGAUAACGAGCCAAAUUCAGUAGGCAUACCUAUUCGGGGAACCAACAAUCCUGUAGUGGAAAGGCACGAAGAGGAACUGUUAGAGGAUGAAGCUGAAGUGGAAGAGGAUUAUCCAAUGCUAAGAUUGGAUUAUCGCCUUAAGGGUGAUGGGCAUGAUGUAGAGAUAGCAGCCAAUUGUCCUCCUUUACAACCUGAACUACCUGACGAACCCCAGCCACUGCCUCGAAGUUCACAUCGCGGAUUAACAACACCUGCAGUCUUGAAAUGGUUAGAAUCAACUCAAGCAGCUACGGCCGUGGAAGAUGGUAUCAUUUCACCAUUCGCAACUCCUUCAAGUAUAAUGUCUGGUACAAGUUCUCUAGCUCAACCAUUAGGUAGCGGUGAAGACGAAACUAUCUCUGCCAGUCAGCAUGACUUGGUGAGUCGAGUUCUUCGACGUAAUGUUCGUGAAGCAUCCGAAGAACUGAGAAGGGGCUUCUUCCUUGCUGGUUAUCAAUCGGAACCUGUAAACAUUCGACUGGUAAACACCAACCCUGGGGAGAACCUGGGUAUUCAGAUUAAGCCCAUUUUCACAGAACCCGCGGAGGUUAUUCCAUUUGUUGGAGAAAUUCCUCUUAAUACAAAUUCUAAUGGGAAAUGCGAAGCCGGACUUGAAGUUCACGCCAUUAUGCCAAAUGGCAGGGUUGCUAGGGGAGGAAUCCUCUCAGUCGGUGAUCGAAUCUUGAGUGUCAACGGUACCUCUCUCAUCGGCGUGACGUUUGACAAAGGAAGAGAGAUCUUUCAAGAGGCCCUAAAGAAUCCAGAGAUCACACUGAAAGUUCUCCCUUAUACGGGGAACAUUACCCACUGUAAAAUUCCCCCGAAGAGCAAACCAUGUAGUGGAACAAGUCCACCGAUAUUGACACGAGAAGUUGGUGAUACCGGAGUUUCAGACGAGUGUGAGAAACCGAGCUGUGGUCUGGUGGUAGUGAUCGACAACUCCUGCAAAGGAAAAGAGGACAUAGUUUCCAAAUCUGGUCCUCCCCCACCUCCACGUCGUUCACCCCACACCGCGUUGUCUCAGCAUCAGACACAGCUACAGCAACAGGCAGAAAAAGAUCCAUCUUCGUCCAACAAUGCUCCUGUCCUGCCACCUCGUCAGAAGCAGGAUUCAAAAGGCUCUCAUUCCACUACACAGGAAACUAAAACAGUUCGAUUGAGAAAAGGAAAUUGCUCCUUCUUUUCUGCUGGCGGUGCUAUUACUUCAAAUUCUCCAAAGUUCCGUGAUACGUGCUCAUGUUUUACUAUCUCCUUCCUGGAUGGACGGCUGCAAGUAGACGAUCGGUUAUUGUCAAUCAACAACCACCCUCUCUCCUGCCUCUCCUCUGCGGAUGCACUUACAUUGCUCAAAACUUCUAUUUCCAAGAUUACUACUGAUAGGGAACCCUUUAUUCGUCUUCUUGUGGCUCGUAGAUUUCGAAGCAUUGAAGUCGAGGAGGCACCGUCCACCGACCCUCCUCAUACUUUAACAACAGAAGGUCCACAAAAACCUAAAGUUGGCCUGAAUCUCUCCUCGUCUUUGAGGCGUGGUGAUAAGCUUGUCGACGCUGCAAAUCGUUUAAAUUCCUUCGUUGUAUCUGCGAAUGUACAUCAAACAGCACAGGAUGUUACCCCUCAACCCUCUACAUCUACUAGUGACCCCCGACAACGGUCGACUGCUUUCACCAGAAACCAAAAGGCUUUUCUCCAUAUACAACAUCCAAAUUUCCUCCGAAAGUAUUCCUCACUCGAGGCUCUGAUAACCCCUAAACCAAACCGCUGUGAAAGUGAAACCCAAACUGAAUCCCAAAAGCCAACAAAUAAAUAUGAAAAAACAAACCUACAAUUGGAUGCGUCGCUUACAAAUUCAGUCAAAGGCGGUAGCUCAGUUACAUCGGAAACAGCUACCUUCUUCACAGCAAAUUCAGGGACUGUUGACACAACUGAAUCCGACUCAACUAUGCUCAACGAUCUUUCCGUGCGUGCUAUUGAUGAGGAUAAGCUAUCUGAUUGCAGCGGUUAUGACAUCCUUGCGGGGGAUGCAUCAAAACCGUUCGAAGAUGAAUACCUGAUUGGUGGCGCUUUUUCCGAACCUGAAGUGCUUCCAAGCCUUCAAAAUCGAUGGUAUCGUCGCAGAAGGCGUGCCCACAGACGGUGUGAUGUAGUCCGAAGCCAACGCACUGUCGUAGUGGUAAAACAACCUAAAAUUGACCUUGAUAAAAUCAUGGUUGUCGCCUUU